UGUGCAUAUUGUAAGCACCUUGGAGCCACUAUCAAAUGCUGUGAAGAGAAAUGUACCCAGAUGUACCAUUACCCCUGUGCUGCUGGAGCAGGCACGUUUCAGGAUUUCAGUAACUUGUCCCUCCUUUGUCCAGACCAUAUUGAUCAGGCUCCUGAAAGAUCAAAGGAAGAAGCAAAUUGUGCAGUGUGCGACAGCCCUGGAGACCUCUUAGAUCAACUUUUUUGUACUACCUGUGGCCAGCACUACCAUGGGAUGUGCCUGGACAUACAAGUUACACCUUUAAAAAGAGCAGGUUGGCAGUGUCCUGAUUGCAAAGUGUGCCAGAACUGCAAACAUUCUGGGGAAGACAACAAGAUGCUGGUGUGCGAUACAUGCGACAAAGGCUACCAUACUUUCUGUCUGCAACCAGUUAUGGAUGCAGUACCAACAAAUGGUUGGAAAUGUAAAAACUGUAGAGUAUGUGCUGAGUGUGGCACACGAACAAGUUGUCAGUGGCACCAUAAUUGUUUGGUGUGUGACAGUUGUUACCAACAGCAAGACAACUUAUCUUGUCCUUUCUGUGAAAAACUGUGCCUCCAAGACAUCCAGAAAGAUAUGUUGCAUUGUCACAUGUGCAAAAGGUGGAUUCACAUAGAAUGUGACAGAUCUCCAGGUAGUGAAUUGGAGUCUCAGUUGAAAGACUAUGUCUGCACUCUUUGUAAACAAGGAGAAGGGGAUCAGACUCAGUCAUGUGAUGUAAUGGACACUUCUGAACUCAUUCCUGAACCUGACAGUAUAACAGCUUGUAUAGAUGAAAUGGAAAUGGAAAGUGGUGGAGAGGAUGCAACAUUUCAGGAACAACCCAUUACUGGUGAUGGCCCUUUUCAAGAAUCAGCUGUUGGAUGUGUCACAGACGUUACAGGCAUAUCACCAGAAGAAAAGACCACAGAACUGGAAACAGAAGUCUCUGUUGAAAUUAAUUCAGCUGAAAUGGAAAUGUCUCCUAAAAAGACACCAGCAUCUGGUGACAGUCAGACUGAGAAAAUGAUGGAAGUGAUGGAAGGUGUUCAAGCUGUACUACAGCAGGAGUUAGACAAACAAGUGGAAGAGACACAGCUGCCACAAGGUAGCGUGGAGGUAUCAGAAGUAUCCACAGUAGACUCUCGGUCUCUGUCUUCGGUACCUGAGACCAUAACUGUGACGCCAGAAAUACAGGAGACCGAAAGUAAAGGAGAUACUUGUAUCCCUGUAGAACAACAACUGGAAAUAAUGAAAGUGCAAAAAGAUGUAGAAAAAGGAGAAACCUGUGAAAAGUCAGAAACACCAGCUCUUCUAGAAGUAGAAACUACUUCUGCAAAUGAAGGUGUUGCAAAUAGUUCACCAGUUGGAGACAAACCCAUAAAAUCACCAGCUGAGACUUACCCCUCACUUCCCCCAUCAGUUAAUAUAAACAAGACAAACGUGUCUUCCUCACCAGAUGUUUCGUUAGACUUGCAUUCUGUACAAGAUGUACAGCACAGUCAGCCCCCAGCGUUGCCUUCCACUGCUGGAAGUGCUCUUCCAACGACUUACAUAGCAGUCACUCCAAAAAUUGGCAUGGGAAAACCAGCCAUCACCAAACGCAAGUUUUCUCCUGGAAGACCCAGAUCAAGACAGGGGGCUUGGAGUACCAAUAAUACAGUCAGCCCACCUUCCUGGUCCCCAGACAUUUCAGAAGGUCGGGACAUUUUUAAAUCCAGACAGCUUCCUGGCAGUGCCAUUUGGAGCAUCAAAGUGGGCCGUGGAUCAGCAUUCCCAGGGAAGCGGAGGCCACGUGGUGCAGGUCUUUCAGGAAGAGGUGGCAGAGGUAGAUCAAAACUGAAAAAUGGAGUUGGGACUGUAGUCAUUCCAGGGGUCACAACUAUGGAUAUUUCAUCUAACAAAGAUGAGGAAGAAAACUCAAUGCAUAAUACAGUUGUCCUCUUCUCUAACAGUGACAAGUUCACUCUCCAUCAGGAUAUGUGCGUGGUUUGUGGGAGUUUUGGCCAAGGUGCUGAGGGCAGGUUGCUUGCCUGUUCUCAAUGUGGUCAGUGUUACCAUCCAUACUGUGUCAGUAUUAAGAUUACUAAAGUGGUGCUUAGCAAAGGUUGGAGGUGCCUGGAGUGCACAGUGUGUGAAGCCUGUGGGAAAGCGACAGAUCCAGGAAGGCUGCUUCUCUGUGAUGACUGCGACAUCAGCUACCACACGUACUGCUUAGAUCCGCCCCUGCAGACAGUUCCGAAGGGAGGCUGGAAGUGCAAAUGGUGUGUUUGGUGCAGACACUGUGGAGCAACUUCUCCAGGUUUAAGAUGUGAAUGGCAAAACAAUUACACGCAGUGUGCUCCCUGCGCAAGUUUGUCUACCUGUCCAAUCUGCUAUCGCACUUACCGGGAUGAAGAGCUUAUAAUUCAGUGUAGACAAUGUGAUCGAUGGAUGCAUGCAAUCUGUCAGAACUUAAACACAGAGGAGGAAGUGGAAAACAUAGCUGAUAUGGGUUUUGACUGUACCAUUUGUAGGCCAUACAUACCACCAACAAACGUGCCUUCUUUGGACUGUUGUGAUUCAUCAGUUGGAGCUCAGAUUAUUUCAAAAUCAAAAGAACUAGACCCACCGAAGACAUACACCCAGGAUGGAGUCUGCUUGACAGAAUCCGGCAUGUCUCAGUUACAGAGCCUAACUGUUACAGUACCGAGAAGAAAACGGACGAAACCAAAGCUUAAACUGAAGAUUAUAAAUCAGAACAGUGUGGCUGUGCUUCAGACACCCCCAGAUGCCCAGUCAGAACACUCAAGAGAUGGGGAGAUGGAUGACAGUAGAGAAGGUGAUCUUAUGGAUUGUGAUGGAAAAUCAGAUUCCAGCCCAGAACGGGAAGCUGUGGAUGAUGAUACCAAAGUGGCAGAAGGAGCUGAUGGGAUUAAAAAAAGGAAGCGUAAACCAUAUAGACCCGGUAUUGGUGGAUUUAUGGUACGUCAGAGAAGUCGUACGGGGCAGGGGAAGACUAAAAGAUCUCUCUCCAGGAAAGAUUCUUCUGGAUCUGUUUCUGAGCAGUUGCCUGGCAGAGAUGAAGGUUGGACAGAACAGCUGCCAGACACUCCAGUUGAGGAGUCUACCCCAGCUUCUGAAAGUACGGAGAAAAUAAAAAAGCGUUACAGAAAAAAGAAAAAUAAACUUGAAGAAACCUUUCCUGUCUACUUGCAGGAAGCUUUCUUUGGGAAAGACCUACUAGAUACCAGUAGACAAAACAAGAUGAGCUUAGAUAAUUUACCUGAAGAAUCACUUCCACUCUCAUGUAAAACAAACCUGACCACCAAUUUCCUGGAUCCUUCAUCUGACCCCCUUCUUAGCUCAACCUCCACGCCAGCUCAGGCAAAACUGGGACCUCAAGGUAGCACCGACGAUCCUUUAGCCGACCUUUCUGAGGUCUUAAAUACUGAUGAUGAUAUUCUUGGAAUACUUUCUGAUGAUUUGGUAAAGUCUGGAGAUCAUUCAGGUCUUGAUUUAUGCACUUUCCAGGUUGAGAACUCACCCUCCCCAUUUGCUGGAUUGGAUAUUGGUCCCAUCUCUGAUGAUCCUUCUUCUCUGCCUCAGCCAAAUGUCAACCAGAGUUCACGGCCAUUGAGUGAAGAACAGUUGGAUGGAAUCCUGAGUCCAGAACUAGACAAAAUGGUCACAGAUGGUGCUAUUCUUGGCAAAUUGUACAAAAUCCCAGAGCUAGGAGGAAAGGAUGUUGAAGAUUUGUUCACAGCUGUAUUAAGUCCAGCAACCACGCAGCCAGCUCCUUUGCCACAGCCUCCACCUCCACCACAACUCAUGUCUUUGCACAGUCAAGGAGAGAAUGCAUUUCCAAGAGUGCCCCUUAUGAAUGGUCUGAUUGGCCCUAACCCUCAUCUCCCUCAUACAGCUUUGACUGCUGGAGGUGGACUGGGCACUUUCUCUCCCAUUACACAGCAACCGUAUACUGAUACCAGGGAUAAGAAUCCAGCGUUCAAUCCAAUCGUAAGUGAUCCAAACAGCUCAUGGGCACCAUCUGCUCCACCUUUGGAAGGUGAAGGCGAUACAAUGUCCAAUGCUCAAAGGAGCACUCUUAAGUGGGAAAAAGAAGAAGCUUUGGGUGAAAUGGCAACAGUAGCACCUGUUCUGUAUACAAAUAUCAACUUCCCUAACCUAAAGGAAGAAUUCCCAGACUGGGCUACAAGAGUGAAGCAGAUUGCUAAACUGUGGAGGAAAGCAAGCUCACAGGAGAGGGCCCCGUAUGUGCAAAAAGCCAGAGAUAAUAGAGCGGCUUUGCGCAUCAAUAAAGUACAGAUGUCAAAUGACUCCAUGAAAAGGCAGCAGCAACAGGAUAGCAUUGAUCCUAGCUCACGCAUCGACUCUGACCUCUUUAAAGAUCCAUUAAAACAGAGGGAAUCGGAACAUGAGCAGGAANNNNUUUUAAAACAGCAAAUGCGGCAAAAAAGUAAGCAGCAAGCUAAAAUAGAAGCCACGCAGAAGCUCGAACAAGUUAAAAAUGAGCAGCAGCAACAGCAGCAGCAACAGCAGCAGCAGCAGUUUGGUUCACAACAGCUUCUGAACCAGUCUGGCUCAGACACACCUAGCAGUGGGAUCCAGAGCCCCUUGACGCCACAGACUGGCAACGGAAAUAUGUCUCCUGCACAACAAACAUUCCAUAAGGAUCUAUUUACAAAGCAGCAGCUACCUGCUACACCUACAUCAGCAUCCUCAGAUGAUGUGUUCCUAAAACCACAAGCCCCACCCCCUACUCCGACCCGAAUCCCAGUACAUGAUUCACUGUCUCAGUCUCAGACUCCUCAGACAUCAUCACAACAGAUGUUUUCUCCAGGUUCCACAAACACAAGACCUCCUUCUCCAAUGGAUCCAUAUGCUAAAAUGGUGGGAACACCUAGACCAGCACCCAUUAACCAAAACUUUGUUAGAAGAAGUUCCGUUGCACCAUUAGAUACCUGUGCAGCACAGUCAUCCAUAUCGAGGCCCAUUCAGGUAACGGAACCGUCAGGAAGCAGGCCGUCACCAGUCAGGGAUUCGUGUUCUUCAUCUCCAGGUAGCAGUGAUCCCUAUGCAAAGCCACCAGACACACCCAGGCCUGUCAUGGCGUCAGAGCAGUUCUCCAAACCAUUGGGGGUCCCAAGAUCACCCAUAGUUAUGGAACAGUCAGGGAAGGUUCCUUUAACGGCUGGAAGCAGUGAUCCGUUUACUAAGCCAGCUCCUAGAACUGAUACAUUUCAGAGACAGAGAGUAACUUCUGCUGAUGCGUACGCACGGCCACCAUUGACCCCUACUCCUACUCCCGUUGAUGGUAGCCCUGGACCUUUUAAAACUCCUAUGCGCCCACCUCAGUCCCCGCAAGAUCCUUAUGCAUCAAUGCCAACCACACCGAGGCGUGUUACUGUUGAUCCAUAUGAAAGGCCUGCUUUGACACCGAGGCCAGUGGAUAACUUUUCCCAUAAUCAGCCUAACGAUCCAUACAGCCAGCCUCCCCUUACUCCCCAUCCUGCAAUAAAGGAGACUUUUCCCCAUCCGCCCCGGAUAGUGCGACAACAGAGUGAUUCUUUCCCUCAAUCUGGACCCAUUUCAAGGCCAGCUUCUCAGGACCCUUACUCCCAGCCUCCAGGUACUCCGCGGCCAGUUGCUGAUCCUUACGCCCAACCUCCAGGGACUCCUCGGCCCACCACAGUUGAUCCGUAUUUGCAGCAACCACCAACACCAAGACCUGCUCAGCCAGCGGAUUUAUUUGCUCAGUCCCCAGCAAAUCAGAGACAUUCUGAUCCAUACGCCCAACCUCCUGGAACACCAAGGCCAGUUCUCAGUGAUCCUUAUUCUCAGCAACCAGCAACUCCAAGGCCAGGGAUUCCAGAGAGUUUUAACAGACCUGCAAUGACAAGGCCAGGACUAAUACCAAAUAGAGAUCCUUUCCUGCAGACACCACAGAACAGGUUGCAGGGCACUUUUGCCAGGCCAUCGGAUCCAUGUUCUCAGACUCCCAGACCUCCAGGACCUGCAAUAACAGAUUCAUUUAGCCAUGGUCCAGCUGCUCCAGCACGUGACCCAUAUGAUCAACCACCGAUGACUCCAAGACCUCAGCCAGAAUCAUUUGGAACUGGUCAGCUGGCCCACGAUGCUGCUGAACAACCACGGCCUGGAUCUGAGGGCAACUUCAGUGCAUCUGGAAAUUCUCCAAUGAGUUCUCAAGGACAGCAGUUUCCCAAAGUUUCACAAGUUCCUGGCCCAGCACCCACUACAGGAGUAACAGAUACACAGAACACCAUGAAUAUGUCUCAAGCAGAUACUGAGAAGUUAAGACAGCGCCAGAAAUUACGUGAAAUUAUUCUACAGCAACAGCAGCAGAAGAAGAAUGCAGUUCGUCAGGAGAAAGCCUUGCAGGAUGCAGCAGCUCCUACCCAUGCAACUCCUCUUCAGCAUUGGCAGCAAGACAACUUAAAUCAAAUUUUUAACCGCCCUCCUCCUCCAUAUCCUGGGAAUGUUAGGUCCUCUGUCGUGCCUCCAGGGGGGCCGAGGUUCACUGUAUACCCAAAAGACCAACGUGGACCAUUUCCUGAUGGGCAGUUCAGUAGACCCCAGUUUCCAGGCGAUAUGAAUGCCAUGGGGAUGAGACCUCAUGGUCUUAGAUACGGGUUUCCAGGAGGUGGCCAUGGUCCACCAUCAGGUCAAGAACGUUUCCUUGGUCCUCAGCAGCCAAUGCAGCGCCCUGGAGUUCCACCACAGCUGAGAAGAUCUCUGUCCAUUGAUAUGCCUCGGCCAGUGAACAAUCCGCAAAUAAAUAAUACAUCUGGGAUCUCUCAACAUUUUCCUCCACAGGGAAUUCCAGUUCAGCAGCACAAUAUAUUGGGUCAGGCAUUUAUUGAGUUACGUCACAGAGCUCCUGAUGGGAGGCCAAGGCUGCCUUUUAAUCCUUCUGCUGCAAAUGUUAUGGAUGCAGCAGCGCAACAUCAACGACAUGCAGGGUUUAUACCCAGGCAGGAGUUUCCAGGCCCAAGACAGGCAGAACCACUGAGACAUAAUUCUCAAGGUAUACCUAACCAGCUGCAGAUGUCUACUACAACUUUGGAGCAUAUGUCACAAUCCCAGCAGGAUCAAAUCAAUCCUGACAACCCACCUGCACUUGUAAUACGUUCUCUAAGUCAUCCACCAGUUGCUGAUGCAUUCCCAGGACCAUCUUUGUCUGCAUCUGCACCAAGUGAUGAAUCUGCAAAUUUACAGAUUCCCAACCAGCCAAGUGAUGGUCUAGAAGAAAAGCUUGAUCCUGAUGAUCCUGCUGUAAAAGAUUUGGAUGUGAAAGACCUUGAUGGGGUUGAAGUCAAGGAUUUAGAUGAUGAGGAUCUGGAAAAUUUGAAUCUGGACACAGAAGAUGGGAAAGGUGAUGAACUGGACACUUUAGAUAAUUUGGAAACCAAUGAUCCUCACCUGGAUGAUCUUCUGAGGUCUGGGGAAUUUGAUAUAAUUGCAUAUACAGACCCAGACCUUGAUGUGGGGGAUAAGAAAGGAAUGUUUAAUGAGGAACUAGAUCUUAGUGUCCCCAUUGAUGACAAACUAGAUAUCCAGGGCAAGACAGAAGAACCAAAACAGAAAGAACAAGGUGAUAGGACUGUUUCCCCUCCUGAGACCCAGUCUCCACAGAAGAAAUCUUCUACAGAAAAUGAAAUCAAAACAGAAGUACUUUCCCCAAAUACUCAGGAGGAAAAGAAGAAUGAAAAUGAAAAAAGUGAUGGAAAUGCUGAAUCCACAAGUACUCAACAGGCUGCUGAAGUGGAGUUAACAGAUGGAGAAAAGGCUCCUCCUGCACAGCCCACUAAUCCAGAAUUCCCUGACAAAACUACUGCUGUUCCUAGUCAAGAAACAACUGUGCCUAGUCCAGAUGCUCAGGGAUCUACUCCACUGCCUGUUCAAGGAGCAGUAAGUUCCUGCAGUAUUUCUGGGUCCACACCAGUCCUCUCAAGUUUGCUAGCUAGUGAAAGCUCAGAUAAUGCUGAAGCAAGGACUCUAGGAUCUCCAUCUCAGUCUUUGCCAACAACGCAAAUGAACCAUGCAUCAGGUAUUCCGCAAACACUAAUGACACCUGGUGGACAGAUCUUGGAAAACACUUUAAAUUCAAAUUUGGCCAUGGUUCCACGAAUGAACCAUAAUUUUUCUCAAGGGUCACCAAAUCCAGGAUUUAUUCAGGGUCAGUCAUCUAGUCAUAACUUUGGGACAGGACAGACAUCUAAUCAAACGGUGGCUGUAACAAGCCGUCCUGGUCCUAGCGGCAUAUCUGGUCCCCAACAGAUAAUGCUCCCUCAACCAUUAGCUCAACAACAAAAUCGAGAAAGACCACUUCUGCUAGAGGAACAGCCACUUCUUCUGCAGGACCUUUUGGAUCAGGAAAGACAAGAGCAGCAGCAGCAGCGACAGAUGCAAGCCAUGAUUCGCCAACGUUCGGAGCCAUUUUUCCCCAAUAUUGACUUUGAUGCAAUUACUGAUCCCAUAAUGAAAGCAAAAAUGGUAGCUCUUAAGGGGAUCAAUAAAGUCAUGGCGCAGAGUAACAUGGGAAUGCCACCAAUGGUUAUGAACAGGUUUCCCUUUAUGGGUCAGCCAGUGCCAGGGGCUCAGACCAGUGAAGGCCAAAAUCAUAUGCAGCAGGCAAUUACACAGGACGGAAGUUUGACACCUCAGAUUUCUAGACCUAAUCCUCCCAAUUUUGGUCCUGGUUUUGUCAAUGAUUCACAAAGAAAGCAAUAUGAGGAAUGGCUGCAAGAAACACAACAGCUUCUUCAAAUGCAACAGAAGUACCUUGAGGAGCAAAUUGGAGCACACAGAAAAUCAAAAAAGGCACUCUCAGCCAAACAGCGUACAGCCAAGAAGGCUGGUCGUGAGUUCCCAGAAGAAGAUGCAGAACAGCUUAAACAUGUUACUGAGCAGCAAAGUAUGGUCCAAAAACAGCUAGAACAGAUUCGAAAGCAGCAGAAAGAGCAUGCAGAACUAAUUGAGGAGUAUCGAAUCAAGCAGCAGCAGCAGCAGCAGCAGCAGCAGUGUGGAAUGGCACCUCAUGCUAUAAUGCCAGGCGUCCAGGCUCAACCACCAAUGGUUCCAGGAGGAACAUCACCAGCAAUGAAUCAGCAAAACUUCCCCAUGGUGGCACAACAGCUCCAGCAUCAGCAACAUACAGUGGUAAUCCCUGGGCAAUCCAACCCAACCAGAAUGCCAAAUUUAUCUGGAUGGCAAUCUGCUAAUGCCCCUGCAAGCCAUAUUUCCAUGAAUCCAGCAAGGGUGCAGCCUCCAAUGACACUGUUGCCAAUUACUCCUGGUACACCAGCUCCUGUGCCUGGUCCAAAUGCAACUGCACAGUCAGGGCCACCGCCAAGGGUGGAGUUUGAGGACAAUAACCCUUUUAGCGAAAGUUUUCAAGAGCGGGAAAGAAAGGAGCGUUUACGAGAGCAACAGGAACGGCAACGCAUUCAGCUUAUGCAGGAGGUAGAUCGACAGAGGGCUUUGCAGCAGAGAAUGGAACUAGAACAGCACGGUAUGAUAGGUUCUGAAUUAAAUAACAAAACAUCCGUGUCUCAGAUACCUUUCUUUAAUUCUGAUCUACCUUGUGAUUUCAUACAAACUCCGCGACCUCUUCAGCAGUCUCCACAGCAUCAACAGCAACAAAUGGGGCAAAUUCUGCAACAAGGUCCUGUGACCUCGCCUCCUGCCACAAAUUUUAUGCAAAGCAGUGAGCGAAGGCCAGUGGGACCUACAACCUUUGGACCUGAUGCAUCUGCUGUUCCAGGUGGAGCCCCUAAUUUCCAUAAUGUAAAACAAACUCACGGGAAUCUCCCUGGGGCCACCUUUACACAGAACCAAGUCAGGCCUCCGUUUGCCUCUGCUGUACCUUCAGCUACAGUACUCGGUAGCGGUGCCCCAUGUGGUUCGGACACUAGUGUGCCCCAGGCAGCAAACUUCCCUGGAUCAAGCCAGUCUCUCAUACAGCUGUAUUCUGACAUAAUCCCAGAAGAGAAAGGAAAAAAGAAAAGGACACGAAAAAAGAAAAAGGACGAUGAUGCCGAGUCAAUAAAAGCCCCUUCAACUCCACAUUCAGAUAUAACUGCACCAUCAACUCCAACCAUUUCUGAUUCUACCUCCACCCCCACAGUUAACACCCCCAAUGAACUUUCCCGUCAUCAAGAUGAACAAGAGUCAGUGGAGUUAACGGGCCCAUCAACAUCAAACGCAGGAGAGGGCCAGACCUCUCCAGAGCUGGAAUGUAAGCUCCCCAACAGCAGUCUGCCACAGAAACAGCCGAGUGUAAAUACAGAGACUGAAAAGGCUAAAGCAGAUACACCUAGCAGCAUUCAAGAAGUUAAACUAGAAAAGGCAGAAACUGAUCAAUGCUCGGGUCAAGCUGAGCCUAAACCAGAAAAUCCAAGCAGUAUUAAGGUGGAAGAAGAUAAGGUCACAUCACAGCCUGCCUCUUCAGCUCAGAGUCCAGCACAACCAGCUAGCGUUCCAGCAGCGAAAGGGGAGUCAGGGAACGAAUUGCUGAAACACCUGCUUAAAAAUAAGAAGUCCUCAUCUCUUCUAAAUCAGAAAUCGGAGAGCAGUGGCCGAACAGAAGAGGAGGCUUCUGGGGAUAAGAAGUUAACAGAGAAGCAGAAUCCAGCUGAAGGAAUGCAAACUGCAGGAAACCAGAUGCAAGGUGCAUUUGGGUGUAGUAACAGCCAGCUUCAGAGAACAGAUGUAGGACCUGAAACCAAAAAACAGAGAAAUAAGCGAACUCAGAGGACAGGAGAGAAGGCAGCUCCUCGGUCCAAGAAAAGAAAAAAAGAGGAAGAAGAAAAGCAAGCUAUUUACCCUAACGCUGAUACAUUCAUCCAGUUAAAACAGCAGCUUUCUCUUCUGCCUUUGAUGGAACCAAUAAUUGGAGUGAGCUUUGCACACUUUCUUCCCUAUGGCAGUGGCCAGCUAAAUGGUGGAAAUCGACUUGUGGGAAGUUUUGGUAGUGCCACUCUUGAUGGGGCUUCAGACUACUACUCCCAGCUCAUUUACAAGCAGAACAACCUGAGCAAUCCUCCGACGCCCCCAGCCUCUCUUCCUCCCACACCACCUCCGGUGGCCUGCCAGAAGUUGGUAAAUGGCUUUGCAACCACUGAGGAACUUGCUGGCAAGGCUGGUAUGUUAGGAGGUCAUGAUGUUACCAAAGCUCUGGGACCAAAGCCGUUCCAGUUGCCUUUCAGACCACAAGAUGAUUUAUUAGCAAGAGCAAUGGCUCAGGGCCCUAAAACUGUGGAUGUUCCUGCUUCACUUCCAACACCACCUCACAACAAUCAGGAGGAGUUAAGGGUUCAAGAUCACUGUGAGGACAGGGACACUCCUGACAGCUUUGUUCCUUCUUCCUCUCCUGAAAGCGUGGUGGGAAUGGAAAUUAGUAGGUAUCCAGACUUGUCGGUUGUAAAGGAGGAAAACCCGGAACCUGUACCAUCUCCCAUCAUUCCCAUCCUACCUAGCAGUACUGGAAAAGGUUCAGAAGCCAAAAGGAAUUACAUAAAAUCGGAACCCGGUUCAGGAGCGUUACCUGGUUCUGGCUUCUUUGCUUCUCAGCUUGGACCAUCCCAGAAUGGUCCUAAAUCUGGCCUUAUAUCUGUAGCAAUUACUUUACAUCCUACAGCUGCUGAGAACAUCAGUAGCGUUGUAGCGGCAUUCUCCAACCUGCUCCACGUCAGAAUUCCCAACAGUUACGAGGUUAGUAACGCUCCAGAUGUCCCAUCCUCCAUGGCAACCGCCAACAGUCACAGAGUGAACCCAUCUGUGGAGUACAGGCAACACUUACUACUUCAGGGUCCUCAGGCAGGAUCCAUGGGACCUGCCAGGAUCGUAGGGUCUUACGGACUGAAGCAACCUAAUGUGCCAUUUCCUGCAAACAGCAAUGGUAUAGCUGGCUAUAAGGAUCACAGUCAGAAUAUUGCAGAAGGCUCAGCAUUGAGACCUCGGUGGUGCUCUCAUUGCAAAGUUGUGGUUCUUGGUAGUGGUGUGCGGAAGUCCUUCAAAGACCUGCCUUUCCUUAAACAGGAUUCUCAAGAAGGCUCUGAUAAAAUGAAGGACAUCGUAUUCUGUAGCAACAACUGCUUUGUUCUUUACUCAGCAGCUGUGCAAGCAAAAAACUCGGAGAACAAAGAAUCAGUUCCGUCUUUGCCACAGUCGCCGAUGAAAGAGAGGCCGCCCAAAGCAUUCCAUCAGUACAGCAACAACAUCUCCACUUUGGACGUCCACUGUCUGCCUCAGUUGCAGGAAAAAGUUUCUCCACCAUCGUCACCCCCCAUCAUGUUCCCCCCUGCAUUUGAAGCAGCCAAGGUAGAGGCAAAACCGGAUGAGCUUAAGGUAACAGUGAAACUAAAACCUAGGUUAAAAGCAAUACACAGUAGUCUUGAUGACUGUCGGCCUCCAAGUAAGAAAUGGAAAGGAAUGAAAUGGAAAAAGUGGAGCAUUCAGAUUGUGAUUCCUAAAGGAUCAUUCAAACCUCCUUGUGAAGAAGAAAUAGAUGAAUUCCUUAAAAAACUGGGCACAACCCUUAAACCAGAUCCCGUGCCUAAAGACUAUAGGAAAUGUUGCUUCUGUCACGAGGAGGGUGAUGGAUUAACUGAUGGACCAGCAAGGCUUCUUAACCUGGAUUUAGACCUUUGGGUCCAUUUGAACUGUGCUCUUUGGUCUACAGAAGUCUACGAGACACAAGCUGGUGCCUUAAUAAACGUGGAACUAGCACUGCGAAGAGGCUUGCAAAUGAAAUGCAUGUUUUGUCACAAAAUGGGUGCCACCAGCGGUUGUCACAGGUUAAGGUGCACCAAUAUUUAUCACUUUACCUGUGCCAUUAAAGCACAAUGCAUGUUUUUUAAAGACAAGACCAUGCUUUGCCCCAUGCACAAACCAAAGGGAACUCAUGAGCAAGAACUUAGUUACUUUGCAGUCUUCAGGAGGGUCUACGUUCAGCGUGAUGAAGUGCGGCAGAUCGCUAGCAUCGUUCAGCGAGGAGAACGUGACCACACCUUCCGUGUGGGCAGCCUGAUUUUCCAUGCUGUUGGUCAGCUGCUGCCACAGCAGAUGCAGGCCUUCCACUCCUCAAAAGCACUCUUCCCCGUGGGUUACGAGGCCAGCCGGUUGUACUGGAGCAUGAGAUACGCAAACAGACGCUGUCGCUAUCUCUGUUCAAUUGAGGAGAAGGACGGGCUUCCGUUGUUUGUCAUCAAGGUUGUGGAGCAAGGCCACGAAGAUCUGGUCCUUACUGACACAACACCAAAAGGUGUGUGGGAUAAAAUCUUGGAGCCCGUUGCUUCUGUUAGAAAAGAGUCUGAAAUGCUCCAGCUGUUUCCCGGCUAUUUGAAGGGUGAAGACCUCUUUGGUUUGACAGUCUCUGCAGUGGCCAGGAUUGCCGAAUCGCUGCCAGGGGUUGAGGCCUGCGAGAACUACACUUUCCGCUAUGGCCGAAACCCCUUAAUGGAACUCCCUCUUGCUAUCAACCCCACGGGCUGUGCCCGUGCCGAGCCUAAAAUGAGUACCCAUGUCAAGAGGUUUGUGUUAAGGCCUCACACCUUGAAUAGCACCAGCACAUCGAAGUCAUUUCAGAGCACAGUAACGGGAGAGCUGAAUGCGCCUUACAGUAAGCAGUUCGUCCAUUCCAAGUCCUCUCAGUACCGCAAGAUGAAAACUGAAUGGAAGUCCAAUGUGUAUCUAGCUCGCUCUCGUAUUCAG
Molecule: messenger RNA, 13731 nt
Organism: Pelecanus crispus (Dalmatian pelican)
Lineage: Eukaryota; Metazoa; Chordata; Aves; Pelecaniformes; Pelecanidae
Source: RefSeq, a predicted model, not a curated record